Messenger RNA from Spodoptera litura, 1026 nucleotides. The record is from RefSeq and is a predicted model, not a curated record. NCBI's taxonomy places the organism in Eukaryota, Metazoa, Arthropoda, Insecta, Lepidoptera, Noctuidae.
UUAUCUAUUUAUUCAAAGUUUUCACUUAAAAUCUAUAUACAUAUCUGUAAUAAGUGCUCAAAUUACGUAUUACGAAUCACAAUUCUAUUUAAUUCUUAAGAAUGAUACAAAAAGCGAUCACAUUCGUUACAAGCAACGCGAUAAAACUAGAAGAAGUUCGAGCCAUUUUAGGGAACAAUAAUCCUCAAUUAGAAAUAAUAAGCCGUAAGCUAGACUUACCCGAACUCCAAGGAGAAAUAGACGAAAUAUGUAUCAAGAAGUGCCAAGAAGCAGCCAGACUAUUAAAGGGGCCUGUAAUGGUAGAAGAUACUUCAUUGUGUUACAACGCCUUAAAAGGCCUUCCUGGGCCGUACAUCAAGUGGUUCAUAUACAAAUUAGGACCAGAAGGGCUGAAUAACCUACUAACAGGAUGGGAUGACAAAUCUGCAAAGGCUAUAAGCACUUUUGCCUAUUGUUCUGAUUGUGAAAUUAACGUGAAACUAUUUCAAGGUGUAGUUACCGGACAAAUCGUGGCUCCAAGAGGACCAAGCGAUGGUUUUGACAGCAUCUUCCAACCUGAUGGUUUUUGUAAAACGUAUAGCGAAUUAACGAAAGCAGAAAAAUAUAAAAUAUCACAUAGGGCACAAGCUUUAAGGAAAAUUAAAGAAUAUUUUUGUAAAAACAAUGUUUAAUAGUAAAAUGUUUGUUAUGAAAAACUUGAAUGAUGUAUGUAAGUAAUCUUUGGUGAAUAAAAGCUCGAACAUAUAACCUCUUUGCUGUCAAAAUGUGAAAAUAAGAAAUGUAAUUCUUAGUCUGUGGAUACUAUGUAGAAAUUGCCGAAAAUUUCCUAAUAUCUUCGUUCUGUUGCUUUAGAAGGCUUGGCCGGCUUACUCAUGCGCUUUCUAAUGUCACGAAGUAUUUUAAAUGGAAAUAUUUUGUCAUUUAUCACUUAGGACAACGGAAGUCGAUAACUUGGCUGUUUGCUUUUGUUCCUUUGCGUAAGGAGUCGAGUGUUUUUUUUUUAAAUAAUUGACAUCUGUCAUUUUG